Molecule: messenger RNA, 3373 nt
Organism: Orbicella faveolata
Lineage: Eukaryota; Metazoa; Cnidaria; Anthozoa; Scleractinia; Merulinidae
Product: zinc finger FYVE domain-containing protein 1-like
Biological process (GO): lipid droplet formation
Cellular component (GO): lipid droplet
Molecular function (GO): phosphatidylinositol-3,4,5-trisphosphate binding; 1-phosphatidylinositol binding; metal ion binding
Source: RefSeq, a predicted model, not a curated record
GACGAAUGCCUCCAUGAAAGUAACUCCCAAAAUGGCCGCUACAUUACCCGAUUCCAAUGACGUAGAUGAAGCUAUACCACUAAACCAUCCAACAAAGAAAUCGUCUGCUCGAAAGAGCAAAAUCAAGGGAAGUAAAUUGCCAACUUCGGAGAAGGCUUCACCAUCUUCAGCGGCAGAAAACACCACUACAGAUCAAGAGCAAAGAAGCUUCUUGCUACUAGACGAAAAGGAAAAUCUCCAGGUGCAUACAGUCAAUGACUUUAUAACAAAGCUCUCAUGUAAUGGUGAAACAGGCAUGAAAGUUGUAUCCAUAUUUGGUAAUACGGGUGAUGGAAAGUCGCACACCCUAAACCACACAUUUUUUGAUGGCCAAGAGAUAUUUCCGACUUCAUCAUCUCAGCUUUCCUGUACAGUGGGCGUGUGGGCUGCAUACGAUGAUGUCAAUCGUGCCAUUGUCUUGGAUACAGAGGGGUUGUUAGGCAUGUCUGGGAACCAGAAUCAGCGGACAAGGCUGUUGUUAAAAGUCCUGGCAAUAUCUGACAUUAUCCUGUACAGAACAAGAGCUGAGAGGCUUCAUACAGACAUGUUCACUUUCCUUGGAGAUGCCUCAGAUGCGUAUCUAAAGCAUUUCACCAAGGAGCUAAAAGACGCCACUGAAAGAUGUCACAUGGAUGUGCCUCUGUGUAGUUUGGGGCCAGCGGUGAUUAUUUUUCAUGAGACGCAGCAUACCCACUUGCUUGGAAUAUCGCAAAAUGAGACUAACCCUUCAGAAACAACAAAUGUGAAAAGUCCUGACGAGAUUAUCAAGGAGAGGUUUGCAGAUGUAGGCCGAGUUCCUCAUGCAUUCAGCUCCAUCAAAUACUUGGGCACAAGGACUGAAUCGCCGCCAACUGACUUCACAGAAUUGAAACAAACUGUGAAAGAAUGUUUAGCUAACAGCUCUGUUCGUUCAUCACGCUCACCUGCCAUCAUCUAUAAAGCCUUGAUGCUUCUGAAUGAGAAGUUUAGUGGUGGCAUUGAGAGAAUGAUACCUAACACCUUCCCUGAUGCAUACUUCACCUGCCAGGCAACCUGUCUCUCAUGCAAUGCACGCUGUCAAAAAAGCAUGAAUCAUGAAAAUGAUGAGUCAGCCGAGCAUCAAAGUGAAGGCAGAUGUCACUAUCAAGCACAGUAUGACAACAGGAUAUUCACUUGCAGGGCCUGUUACGAGAGAGGAAAGCAGACCGUAGUAGUCCCCAAAAUGUGUUCCUCUGGGGAUUCUUCUUGGCUGGGCUUUGCCAAAUAUGCCUGGUCUGGGUAUGUUCUGGAAUGCGUCGAAUGCGGUGUGAUUUACCGCAGCCGUCAGUAUUGGUUUGGAAAUGAUGACCCAGUCAACACUGUCGUCAGGACCGAGCUUCGUCACGCGUGGCCUGGGGACAACUUAGCUCCGCUAGACGGUGGUAACGCGGCGCGGCGACUCUUGGAUAAUGUCAGUUACGUCACUGAAGCGGUCAGCAGUUUGAGCAGUCCUUCCAGUAGAGCGCUGACCAAUUGGAUCACGGACCAAGUGGCCCCGGAUUACUGGGUCCCAAACUCCGAAAUAACGGCGUGCCAGUCAUGUCGUCGUCUUUUCGCCGAUGGGGAGACUAAGCACCAUUGUCGCGCCUGCGGAGGCGGAGUCUGCGAUGCAUGUUCAACCAAUAAGAAACCUGUACCAGAACGAGGCUGGGGUCAGGCGCCUGUGCGAGUGUGUGACAGUUGUUUUGGAAAAUCGUCAACAGUAGAGACUCAGCCGCAGCUGGCCUGCGAUUUGAGUGCUUUGUCGGAUGCAUUAGACGAGGAAACGCCACAAGAAAUUGUUCAAAUUGAAGAAGAUUAUAGCCUGUAUUCUGAUCAGCCGUUUGGGCCCGUCGCUGCUCGAAAAGUAACAGAAGUCGUCCAAUCGGCUGUCGGCAUUUUAAAAAGCGCCAUGGAAUACCCCAAGGAAUUGAUCACCGACGCGGCCAGACCUGGGUACUGGGUACCAGACUCCGACAUUGUAACCUGUAGCUGUUGCAAUGCUGCUUUCAAGGAAAGUGAUACCAAACACCAUUGCCGUGCCUGUGGUAUGGGCGUGUGUAGUAACUGUUCAGAAAGUAGGAGACCUGUGCCUUCCAGAGGAUGGGAUCACCCUGUCAGGGUUUGCGACCAAUGCGCCGCCAAGAAGGGACAGCUUUAGGUGUUGGCCAGAUUAGUCAGUCAGGCUGGUCGUGGACGUUGUAAACUUACACUUUUCUUUUGUAUGUACAUAAUGAAAUUAUACAAUACAUAAUCCAGAUGAAUAUACCCAAAUCUGAAGGAAAAAACUUUUUCAAUAGUUAAAUGAAACCAUACUUAUAGGCUUUUAUAAGGUUGCGUUCAUGUCUUGCGGUGCCAGCUAGUAGUAAACUGCUCUGAGUACUACCAUGUGUAGCCUUUACAGGUAUGUGCGGCUGGGAAGAGGGAAGGGGUGAUCCUAAAUGUAAGCGUUGUUGUUGUUUGCCAUUGUGAGAAGGAGGGCACUCCUAUAUGCAAGGUAUUCCGGCAUCUUUUGUGGAAUAAGGUAGGGUCUUUGAGGCUAUCGGUCCUUAAAUAGCGUAUAAUUUUUCCCCUUUUGUUAUUGUGAUUCUGUUGCGAUUCUUAAAUGGGGGCCUUUACAUUGCAUUAGCUAAAGAAGUUAACGAGAUCGGGUGAAAAGGGAAUUUUUGCAAAUAUUUAUUUUUCUAUUUUACCCGACGCAGGAGUCGAAUAUCAAAGAGGACCGGACGCCAGGGGUUUCCUUAGCGUUUUCAGCAGUAGGGCAACUUGUUUUCAUGGGUGGGCAAAACUAUUUGAACUGAGCUUGUAAUAUAAGGAAAAUUUUCCUCUAGAUGGUCAAGCCAUGGGUUAUCCCUCCACAGGGUCAGGGUUCAAGACUCUUUGUGGCACAUAGUCUAAAUUAAUGUUAGUACCCCGUCCGGAUAGUAGAAUAUCAAGAAAGCUAGCUAAAUAGCGACCACCGCAAGCAAUCUUUAAAAGAGCGUUUUCGUAAGCGGCCAUAUUGGUUUUCUCAAGCAAAAGCUUAUAGAUCCCAUGCAUUUCAUUGUUGGGAGAGUACCAACAUGGCCGCCAUGACGUCAUGUGAAAACGCUCCACAGCUGUUAUUACUAUGCAAUAUACUGAUUAAUAAUAUAUAACUAUGUAGGUACCAAGUAAUGAAAGACUUAUAUGACAUAUGUUUAUGUGUUUUGUUUUUGUUUUUGUUUUUGUUUUUCACUAUUUUACAGGAUGAAAUCUGAGUUUUUUCUCUUAACCUGCUUUGUGUUUCUCAUAAUAAUAUAAACAUGAAAAAAUACUGCAUUCUGAAUGGUUAAUAAAGGGUGAAGUUUCCCUGUAA